AUGGCGGAGGCCGCCGCUGCCGCCCCUCGCCGCCACCGCCGUCGCCGCGGGCCCCGUGCUUCCCCCAACCCGCUCUUCACCCGCUGGCUCCGGGAGUGGCGGGACGAGGCCACCGGAACGCGGGCAAAAGGCGUCUACGAGCGGGCGCUGCGCUCCCUCGCCCGGUACCCGCUGCGGCUCCGCUCCGGGAAGGCGGCCGCCAUCUUGAAGAACUUCGGCCCCGCCCUCUGCCGCCGGCUCGAUCUGCGCCUGCGCCAGCACCGCGCAGAGCAAGGCCACGCCCCCACACCCCCCGCAGAGAGGAGGAGCCCGGAGAGCCCUUUGGCUCCACCCACGCGUUGCCCCCCCCGUGAGUACCGGCCCCUCCCCCGCUCAGGGGCACGAGCGCUGCUGCUGACGCUGCACAAGAGCUCAGAGCCCCUCCCAGAGGCGGAGCUUCUGCGUCAGGCCCAGCCCCUCUGUGACCGGCCCCUGACCCUGGGAGCACCCAAGGGAGCCCUGGGCACCCUCCUGCGACGGGACCUGCUGCAGCGCAAUGGCCGCCCCCCCCGGUACUCGCUGACCCCACGUGGUCACAUUCUGGCCCAGCGAUUGGCUGCUUCUGCCUCAGAAGCCCCGCCUCCAUCCGAAGACCAUCUCCCUCCUCCCUCCCCACCGCCUGGCUCUGAUAUCGAGUUUGAGCUGAAACCUGGUGAAUUUGACAUCAUUCUCUGCGCUGACGUCACCGAGGCCAAUGGGCCGGUGCCGUCGUUGCUGCGGGGUCGGGUACCCCUGAGCCUGCGCAGACUCCACGUGGGAGACUUCCUCUGGGUGGCCCGCGAGAGAGCCCCGCCCACAGGGCGCCCCCCAAGGGAGCUGGUGCUGGACGUGGUGGUGGAGCGGAAAUCGGCCUCGGACCUGGCGAGCAGCCUCAGCGAUGGGAGGUACCGGGAGCAGAAGUUCCGCCUGGGCCGCUGCGGCCUGCGCCAGCCCAUUUACCUGCUGGAGGAGCCGGAGAAGGGGGAGCCCCUGAGCCUGCCCCUGCCCACCCUGCGCCAGGCGGCCGUCAGCACCCAGGUUGUGGACGGUUUCUUUGUGAAGCGCACGGGGGGACCCCAGGAAUCGGCCACGUUCCUGCGGGUGCUGGGGGAGCAGCUGCAGCAGCGCUAUGGGGGCCGGGUGCUGCGGGCGUGGGGGGGGGACGUGACCGGACGGGGCCCCCCCGAGCCCCCGGGGACCCCCUGCUCCCUCCUGCGCUUCCAGGGCCUGCGGGCGGCGGGGGGCAAGAACCAGCCACAGACCGUGGGGGACGUCUUCGCCCGGCAACUGCUGCAGCUCGGGGGGCUCAGCGGGGGGAGGGCGGCCGCCAUCCUGCAGCGCUUCCCCACCCCUGCCAGCCUCAUGGCCGCCUACAGCGCCUGCCCCGAGCCCCUGCAGCGCGAGGCCCUGCUCAGCACCAUCCCCUGUGGACCCCUGCAGAGGAACCUGGGCCCCUCCCUCAGCAGGUCCCUGGCUCAGCUCUACAGCACCCCAGGACCCCUGCCCUGAGGGCAGCACCUUCCUGUGCCCCCCAUCA
This is a messenger RNA of Neopsephotus bourkii (Bourke's parrot), 1555 nucleotides long. It is a transcript of the gene MUS81, whose product is annotated as MUS81 structure-specific endonuclease subunit. Gene Ontology annotation, molecular function: DNA binding; crossover junction DNA endonuclease activity; 3'-flap endonuclease activity. Bases 1 to 1527 code for a protein of 508 amino acids. The record is from RefSeq and is a predicted model, not a curated record. Gene Ontology annotation, biological process: DNA catabolic process; mitotic intra-S DNA damage checkpoint signaling; double-strand break repair via break-induced replication. Gene Ontology annotation, cellular component: nucleus; Holliday junction resolvase complex. Lineage: Eukaryota; Metazoa; Chordata; Aves; Psittaciformes; Psittacidae. The transcript is spliced from 16 exons.